Molecule: messenger RNA, 3308 nt
Organism: Zingiber officinale
Lineage: Eukaryota; Viridiplantae; Streptophyta; Magnoliopsida; Zingiberales; Zingiberaceae
Product: receptor-like protein EIX2
Exons: 1
Coding region: 26-3118 (1030 amino acids)
Molecular function (GO): protein binding
Source: RefSeq, a predicted model, not a curated record
UCAAUCUAGCUACUCGUCCAUAACUAUGUCUAUUAGUUGCGGUUGUAAGGGCAGCUAUGAUUCCUCUAAGCAUGCUACUCUCUUCCUAGUCAUCUUAUUAUUUAGCACGAGAGCAUGCUGUGAUGAUCAUCCACAUGCAUCUAAGAGGAUCAGUUGCUUGGAGAGUGAAAGGAGUGCUUUACUUGCCAUCAAGUCUGAUUUGUAUAACUCUGACCACUGGCUUUCUUCUUGGAGCGGUUAUGACUGUUGCAACUGGAGUGGAGUAGCCUGUGACAACACCACUAGCCAUGUCAUUAGGCUUGAUGUUCACUACCCAUUGGACCCAUAUGUUUCAUAUCCAGAGAAAAGUAAGGUAAAUCCUUCUUUGUUUGAACUGAAGCAUUUAAAAUACCUGGAUUUAAGCUUCAACAACUUCGACUCAACUCACAUGCCUAGUAUGAUUUCCUCGCUUGUCCAUUUGGAGCAUCUUAACCUUUCCAAUGCCAACUUUAAUGGAUUAAUUCCACAACAACUGGGGAAUCUUUCUAACCUACGCUACCUCAACCUUAGUUGUUGUGAUUAUUGGUAUUCUCCACUAUGGUCAAAUGACCUGAGUUGGCUUUUCCACUUAACUUCUCUAGAAUAUCUAGACAUGAGUUGUGUCAAUCUCUCUACGACAACUAAUUGGCUUCACCAAAUUAAUUAUAAUAGCCUAGAACAACUUGCUUUAUCAAAUUGUGGGCUACAAGAUGCAACAGGAGGAGCUGGCACAGAUAAUUUAUCAAGUAAUCAAAUAGAAGGAAAUAUUUCAGUGAAUGCCACUGGAAAGUUGAAGCAUUUGAAAUUAGAUGGUAAUUCUUUAACAAAAGUUCCACUAAAUAUGGGAAGUCUUUUUCAUCUUGAGUAUCUAGAUUUAUCUUUGAAUCAUAUAACUGAUAUGAUACUUUUGAGCAUGGUCAACCUUAGUUGCUUGGAGCAUUUAGAUUUGCAGGGUAAUCAUAUCACUGGAGAGAUACUUCUGAGCUUGGGCAAUUUUAUCCACUUAAAGUAUUUAGAUUUGUCUCAUAAUCGAAUCACUGGAGAGAUACCUCUGAGCAUGGGCAACCUCACUAGCUUGAUACAUUUGGAUGUGUCAUCUAAUGAGUUUUAUGGAUGUAUACCAGAUGUUUUGGGUAAUCUCAUCAAUUUGGAGGAAUUAGUUCUAUCUGAUAAUAAUAUAUCUUGUCAAAUACCUGGAAACAUGGGCAAACUUCACAACUUAAGGUAUUUUAAUGCAUCAAUGAAUUACUUGAUGGGGCAAAUUCCAAUGAGCUUGGGUGAUCUAUGCAACUUGGAGGAUUUGGAUUUGUCAAAGAAUAAUAUUGGUGGAGAACUAACAAAUCUACUUGAUGGUUUGUCUAAAUGUCCACAAGGAUCCAAGUUACAGUCCUUUGUAGUGAGUCACAAUAACUUCACUGGGUCAAUCUCUACCGGUCUUGGACAAUUAACUCAACUGCAAGACUUGUAUGUCUCAUCAAAUUCAUUACAAGGCAACAUGACAGAUGCUCACUUUUCCCAGCUCACCAACUUAUGGGGUUUGGAUAUAUCUUAUAACUCCUUGAAUUUGAUUUUAUUAGAUGAUUGGCUUCCUCCUUUUCAUGCUUACAAGAUUGAUAUGAGCUAUUGUCAUUUGGGAACUAGAUUUCCUUCUUGGAUUCGAACGCAAACAACUUUGCAAGAAUUAUCUUUAUCUGGAGUUGGACUUUAUGGAAAUAUUCCAAGUUGGUUCUCAGAUUUCAUUUUCAAUAAUUCACAACUUCACCUUGACAUAAGCUCAAAUUUUUUGAAUGGUCAAUUACCUUCUAGUUUAUCUACCUAUAUGGAUCUAUCAAAUAACUCUUUUGAAGGAACAAUUCCAUCGAAUUAUAGAAAUCCGGAAGCUGUUCAAAUAUUAUUGUUGUCUAAUAACCAAAUCAAUGGUUGUUUGCCUGCCUUCUUUUGCAAUUUUAAUAUAUUAAUGGUACUGCACCUAUCCAACAAUUACUUGUCGGGUGAGGUCCCAAAUUGCAAUGGCUCAUAUCCAAUUAGUUUGAACUUCCUUCAUUUGAAUAAUAAUAAUUUGUCAGGACCAUUUCCUUCUGCCUUAAGAAAUUCUGAUGAAUUAGUAAGUCUUGAUCUUGGUGGGAAUAAAUUUUUCGGUGAAAUACCAAAUUGGGUGGGAAGGAGCUUUCCGUUAUUAAAGUUUCUUCGUUUGAGCUCAAACUCAUUCGAUCAUGCUAUUCCUGCAAGUAUAGGAAAUCUUACUUCGCUCCAAGUUUUGGAUCUUUCGUUCAACAAUCUUAUUGGCAGUAUACCUUCCUCUAUCUCAAAUUUCAGUUCUAUGGUUGUGAAGCAAAACUAUACUGAUCUAUUGUAUGCUAGGAGCGACCACCAAGCAAUUUGUGAAUCUUAUGCAAAUCAGUUAUAUCGGUGUGAGGCUGUGGUAAAUAGCUUCAAGGAUAACAUUAUAAUAACUGCAAAAGGGUUAACCAAUGAAUACACUAAUGCUCUUAGUGCAGUGGCAAGCAUAGACUUAUCAAACAAUAAUAUUUCUGGUGAGAUUCCGAAAGAAAUCACGAAGCUGCAUGGAUUGGACUUCCUUAACUUAUCCAACAACCAUUUGAUAGGAAGGAUUCCAGAAAAUCUUGGUGCCAUGAAGGAAUUGGAGUCUCUUGAUUUGUCAAUGAACUAUCUCAUGGGAGAAAUUCCUGUCGAACUAUCUGCUUUAAGCUUUUUAGGAUCCUUGAAUCUCUCUCACAACAAUUUGUCAGGAAGAAUCCCAACAGGCGGUCAAUUGUCAACCUUCAAUGACUCGAUCUAUGUUGGCAAUGAGGGCCUUUGUGGUGUGCCACUUCCAGAAUGUCCCGGUGAUGAAGCUAAUCAUUCACCAUAUCAAGCAGAAGAUGAUGACAAGCUUGAAAGAGUUCUAGAUUAUGCUAUUAUUGUUAUAGGAUUUAUAGUUGGAUUCUGGACAUAUUUGGGCGUAAUAUUCAUUAAAAAGACCGCAAGGAUUACUCUCUUUCGGAUGGUGGACGAUAUGUAUGACUGGAUGUAUGUGCAUCUCUCAUUGACCUUUACAAAGCUGAAGUUGAAAUGGCAAGAAAAGAGUUUAAGCACUUGAAUUUUCGAGGAGUGAAGAGGGAUUGCUUCCCAAUAUAGUUUGUCAUAUUGAGUUGUGAAUGUUAUUGUGUACGAUGAAAGUGUGGUGCGAAAUUGUGGUGCAGGUCACAUGGUGGGGUGAUGUUAUCCUAUAUAUGAUGUAAUUUAAGAUUUUGAACAUCUUUAUGUAAGGGUCAUUUUGGUAAUCAACA